This is a messenger RNA of Naegleria lovaniensis, 1839 nucleotides long. RefSeq lists its product as uncharacterized. The record is from RefSeq and is a predicted model, not a curated record. The coding region runs from base 1 to 1839 and encodes 612 amino acids. Lineage: Eukaryota; Heterolobosea; Eutetramitea; Acrasida; Naegleriidae. The transcript has 2 exons.
AUGCCCACACAAAGAAAUCCUCAAUCGACGAAUGAAAAACACUCAUCACCCGAUGGUCGCUUGAAUAAUUAUUACGAAUUUAUAAAAACAGAACUUUUAAACGAUGAUGAUAGUGAAGUGAUAGAAGCGAUCAACAGAUUGAAAGACAGAAUUUCUUUUCGGGAAAAUGAUAUGUUGAAAAUUCAAAAAGACAACAUGAUGAUGGACAGGGCUACAUUCUUGCCCAACAAAGAACAAUCAUCGGAAGAGUCUACUCAUACUGAAGAUGAUAUGAAAGAAUAUUAUGAACGAGCCUUUAGAGAAUAUUUGGAAAUGGGAGGAAUGGAUGAAAUAUCCGCCAUGCUUUCAGAGUACAAUAUAAACAAAGAGGAUAAAACCAAUUCAAAACAUGCCCGAAAAGAAAUCAAAACUAUCAAAUCCAAUCUAUCGAAGGCUCAAAAAACAUAUAGAAGUCUUCAAUCUAUUCUUAAUCAUCAACUCAACUAUAAUGUGGCUACAAACCAUAAUAAUUUUAGGUUGGAUAAAGAAACAACUAUCAGAAAUGAUAUACGUCAGCAUCCAAUCCUAAUGAAAGUGUUAUCAAAUGAGAUUGAAAAAUUUAAGGUGUAUAUCAAUCGAAUGAGGAGGUUACUUCACGAAAAAGCUGAUCUCGAAAAAAUGUCUCGAUCUCAAAAAUCUGAAACGACCUCAGUCACUAAUACGGGUGCCUUCAAAUUUGAUAACAUUCCUCCUCUAUAUAGAAAACAAUUUUUCGAAUAUUUAACUAAUUACGUAUUGAGAGAUCAGAAAAAUCUUCUUUUACUUCAACAAGCGCUCAAUGCUUAUUAUUCACAAACACAUUUGCAUGGUGAAAGCUCUGUUACUUCCAUGAAUGACAUGUUUAACAAUAAGAGCUUUUGGGAAUACUUUAUCAGCACUUAUUUUAUCCAAAAUGAGUACUUGAAGUUGCUGUUGAGAAAGUAUCAGAGAAGAGAUAUUCGAACAGAAAAUGAUAUUAUCUUGAGAGGUACAAUGGGGAAUUUGUAUCAUCCAGAACAAGUGAUGACAAGCAGAACAUUAACAUCUGAUACGGAUGUCAUUAAUAUCAGAAAUUUAAUGUAUAAUAUCAAUUUGACAAAGGAGAAUAAUCAAGUCAGCAAGAAUCAGUCACAAUCCAAGGAUCAACAACCUCCAAUUAGCAUGGAAGCAUUCAAUAAGUUCGUUUCUAAAUGGAAACAAGAUUACUCUUCUUCAAGGUAUAGAGAAUUGUACAAAUUGGUAGAUGAUAUUUAUUCCAAGUUGGAGACUAAAUUAGAUAGGUAUAACACCAUGUUUCAUCAUGACACUCUCAGAUUUCUUUCAAAGAGACAGAAAAUAUUGAAGGAAGAAACCAAUAAUCGGGUUUGUACCAUGCUAAUCCAGCUGGUUUAUCAAAAUUAUAUUGAAGGAAAACAGGAUAUGACAUACCUUAAACAGGCUUUAAAAGCACGUCUCCACCAAGAGCUAAUUGCGAAUGCUAUGAACACUCUCCAGUUUUUACAGAACAAUUCCUUGGAGAGAUUGGUUGUCAAAAUAUUGAAUUUCAACACGACAGCUCAGCAACCCAAGAGAAAAACAGAAGAGUUGUUUCCAGUUCCAAUUGUAUCUCCCUUACUAGUUAAUUAUUCAAACGAGAAUUUAAAGAUGAUGAUCAUCAAAGAAAACAACGAGCUCCUUACUCCACAAGCUAAGCCUAUACUUCAACGAAAACACCUCCGUCAAUGUAUUGACGAAAUGUUAAGAGAACACCUCACACAUUCAUUGAGAUUCGCAGAUCCCUUUAUUUUUGACAUUCACAAAAACCUGCACAAACAACAGUAA